Oncorhynchus kisutch (coho salmon) is the source of this 1839-nucleotide messenger RNA. Its product is annotated as insulin gene enhancer protein ISL-3-like. Gene Ontology annotation, molecular function: cis-regulatory region sequence-specific DNA binding; DNA-binding transcription factor activity, RNA polymerase II-specific. The record is from RefSeq and is a predicted model, not a curated record. Lineage: Eukaryota; Metazoa; Chordata; Actinopteri; Salmoniformes; Salmonidae. The transcript has 6 exons. Gene Ontology annotation, biological process: axonogenesis; positive regulation of transcription by RNA polymerase II; neuron fate specification. Gene Ontology annotation, cellular component: nucleus. Bases 104 to 1195 code for a protein of 363 amino acids.
UAUCAGACAGCCAGGCACAGGCUUCUCACCUCCCUCCUUUCUCCUCUUCUUCUCCUUCUUACUUCUUUUCUGCAUCUUAUCGCAAUCCCGUCAUCAUUCCUGUAUGGUGGAUAUUAUUUUCAACUCUUCUUUCUUGGGUGAUAUGGGGGAUCAUUCCAAAAAGAAGUCCGGAUUCGCGAUGUGUGUAGGCUGUGGAAGUCAGAUACAUGACCAGUACAUUCUGAGAGUUUCCCCGGACCUGGAGUGGCAUGCAGCCUGCCUGAAGUGUGCUGAGUGCAACCAGUACCUGGAUGAGACAUGCACUUGCUUCGUACGGGACGGAAAAACCUAUUGCAAAAGAGAUUAUGUAAGGUUAUUUGGAAUAAAAUGUGCAAAAUGCAACCUGGGAUUCAGCAGCAGUGAUUUGGUGAUGCGAGCCCGGGACAACGUGUACCACAUCGAGUGUUUCAGAUGUUCCGUGUGUAGCAGGCAGCUCUUGCCGGGGGAUGAGUUCUCUCUCCGGGAUGAGGAGCUGCUGUGUCGGGCGGACCACAGUUUACUAAUGGAGCGGAGCUCUGUCGGAAGCCCAAUCAGCCCCGGACAUAUCCACUCCAACAGAUCACUACACUUAGCAGCAGAGCCAGUGACAGUACGGGCACCACACCGAAACCACGUCCACAAGCAGUCAGAGAAGACAACACGAGUGCGAACCGUUUUGAACGAGAAACAGCUCCACACGUUACGGACCUGCUACAACGCCAAUCCGCGGCCAGAUGCGCUAAUGAAGGAACAACUGGUGGAAAUGACCGGCCUCAGCCCAAGGGUUAUUCGAGUUUGGUUCCAGAAUAAAAGAUGCAAAGACAAAAAGAGAUCUAUUCUCAUGAAGCAACUUCAGCAGCAGCAACACAGUGAUAAGACUGUAAGCAUCUUCAGUCUACAGGGGCUCACAGGUACGCCUCUGGUUGCCAGAAGCCCUAUCAGGCACGACAACACGGUGCAGGGUAACUCGGUGGAGGUGCAGACCUACCAGCCUCCCUGGAAGGCCCUCAGCGAGUUCGCCCUGCAGAGUGAUCUGGACCAGCCGGCCUUUCAACAACUGGUGUCUUUCUCGGAAUCUGGUUCAUUGGGAAACUCAUCCGGCAGCGACGUGACUUCUCUGUCAUCGCACUUACCCGACACCCCGAACAGCAUGGUACCCAGUCCCGUGGAGACGUGAGACCGAGCCACCAGCCUCGGUCCCAGGCCUAGCAUGUUCCCGCCCCGGUGCCCUGCAUGUGACCAGCUCAUCACAGCGUCCUAAAGACAGAGGAGUCCUUUCGGACAUGGAGGAGAAAAUGACAUAUUCUAAAUGUUGAACAAUUACCUAACGGCACUAUAAAGCAACGCGAACGAAAGCCCUUCUUCUUUAAGACUCAGUUCAGCAGUUUUGAGGAUAUCAGUGACAAAAGAAAACCGAACUUCGUUGCAUGAACCGAAAGAAGAUAGAAGAUUCUCGUGAUGGAUUUACAAAACAGCCUCCCUCCAUAUUACAUUGGAGCCAUUUAAUGUCGAACCAGAUGGACAUUCUGCAAUUCAUUUUGAACAUGUCGUGUCUUGGUUUCUUUAUGUGAUUUUUGAUACAUUUAUUUCGUUAUCAAGCCCAUAGACUCGUGUGUUUGUCUUAAAAAGGAGCAUGAUUUCCGAAGAUUAUAUAAAACAGAUUAUUGUUGUUAAAUAUUUGAUCUUAAUAGGAAAGGGGCAGGUUGUUUGAGCCUCUCUAACAAACGUAAGUUAUUGUUAUUUAUUGUCAGGACAAAGAUUCAUAAAGGAAGUAAUAACGGAUCAAAAAUAAACUGUUAAAUCUUUAUAAUGUCUAAGGUA